Messenger RNA from Asparagus officinalis (garden asparagus), 2862 nucleotides. Its product is annotated as protein ACCUMULATION AND REPLICATION OF CHLOROPLASTS 3. NCBI's taxonomy places the organism in Eukaryota, Viridiplantae, Streptophyta, Magnoliopsida, Asparagales, Asparagaceae. The record is from RefSeq and is a predicted model, not a curated record. The coding region runs from base 89 to 2320 and encodes 743 amino acids. The transcript has 16 exons. Gene Ontology annotation, biological process: chloroplast fission. Gene Ontology annotation, cellular component: cytosol; chloroplast outer membrane; extrinsic component of plastid membrane. Gene Ontology annotation, molecular function: GTP binding.
UGUCUCUCUCUCAUCUUGUUUUUCGAUAAUUUAGGCCUCAUUGUUCUCCCGCUCACUUAGCCCUCUCUCUCUCUCUUCCCUCCUCCCAAUGGCCACCGCCAUUAGAAUCACCACACUCUUUUCCAUCUCAGCCCCUUCUCCUUCGUCUUCUCGGUCUCUUCAUUCCCAUUCCACUCUCAUCAACGGCCUCAAUCGCCGGAUCUCGCUGCUUAGCCUCCGAGCCUCGUCGGAAUCGGGACUCUCUCCUGUCGAAGUGAUAGGAAUAGGAAGCAGAAAGGAUGCCCUAAUCGAUUUCUGCCUCUCGAAUCCGAUGGCCUCGUCGUCUCGCCUCAGAUUCUGGACUGUUCAUUUGGGGGAUUCUCAGAAAGUGCAACUACUACAAAGGUGCCAUCGAGCAGAAGCGAUCCUUAGAGAUGUGGAGUUUCCACUUUCACUUGCAAGUUUUUCUGCUAUCAUUCUUGUGGCCAGUGCAGGAUUUGGCACAGAUCACAUUGCUGCAAUGGAGCUUCUAAAUAGUGUUAAAUCUGCUGGUGGAUUGGCUGUUGCUAUUCUGUUGAAGCCAUUUAGUUUUGAGGGACAAAGACGAGUGGAAGAGGUAGAUGAUUUGGUGAAUAAGCUUCAAAAGUUCUCACACUUACUUAUAGUUGUUGAAGCGGAUUCUCUACUUAAGGCAGAAAUGGAAACAUUAGCUGAGGCUUUAGACAGUGUAAACAAUGCUGUCUUCUUGGCUAUGCACACGAUCUCUAUAUUGAUGUCUGAGGUGCAUUUAAAGAUACUUAAUGCACCAAAUGAGCAGAUGAAAGAAGUCAAAUCAUUUGAGGUACUACAGCUAUUAGAAACCUAUGGAGAAGCUAAAGUUGGGUUUGGAGCAGGCUAUAACCUUAACUCAGCAAUUACACAGGCUGUCUUCAAUUGUCCCUUCCUUUCUGGUGAUUUCAAGGAUUUCAAUGGUGUAAUUCUUUUUACCCUUACAUGUUCUUGUGGCAUGGAUGAAAGUGAUUUUGCAUCUGCUAUUCUCAACUUUCGCCGGAUUACAGAGUGCACCGGGGACGUCAUAUUUUCUACCGUCCAUGAACCUAGUCUGGAGCCAAAUCUAAUUGUAGCAACGCUGCUGGUAGUCGGCCGUGAAGAAAAAAGGGUUUCUCAGAAGAAGAGCUUUUUGUCUGGUCUGGCUUUACAUUUCCCCUUUCUGUUCUCCGUUUUUGGGGAAGAUUUUUCAGAACACAACGGCAGCAUAUCUGCUUGCCUACCUAGUAAAACAUCAGAGGAUGCCAGACCUAACAGUGAGAGCAUAUCAUUAAAUUUAGAAGAUGGUAUUCUUGAAGCAAAAGUUGAUGAGAAGGAAACUGAUCCCAGCAGAGAAUCAAUUCAUAGUCAUGAAAUUUUGGGUGGAGAUUCAUCAGAAAUCAACUGUGAGUCAAUCACUGAAAAUACUUAUCAACCUAAUUCAGGCUCAGGCGGUCAAAGAGACCAAGACAAUAAUUCUUAUUUUGGUCCUGGGUUCAGUUUUGCGCAGCUAUGGGCUAAGCGAAGAGCUGAUUUUGUUAGAUCUGGCCAGAGUGACAUGGUAGAAAAUUUCACUCCUCCUAUUGGUGUGAAAUUCUCCUCAGAAAUGUGCUCUAAUCAAGCAUGUUCAGAGUCCAGUCUUCCAGAAACCUGUAGCAAAAUGUAUUCAGACUCCCUUCACGCUGCAAACUUUUCUCCAAGGGAUCAAUUGUCUGAUAAUGGUCUAGAGGCAUUAACGGAAAUUUAUAAUAUUGCUUUUAAAGCUCUAAAAAGAAGAAAUGUGGAUGAGCCUAGAAAGCGUGGACUUCUUUCUGAACGUGCAGCUUCAAUGCUGGAAUCAGAAAGAGACUUACCUAGGAGCUGGACUCCUGUCGUGGAAUUGCAGUACAGAGGAGGAAUAUAUAGGGGACGAUGCCAAGGAGGUCUUCCUGAAGGCAAGGGAUGUUUGUCAUUAACUGAUGGAAGUUUCUAUGAUGGCAUGUGGCAUAAUGGUAAGAGAACAGGUCUUGGUACAUUCUGCUACAGUAAUGGUGAUGUGUUCCAAGGAGCAUGGAGGGAUGACCUCAUGCAUGGAAAGGGUUGGUUCUAUUUUCAUACUGGAGAUCGUUGGUUUGCAAACUUUUGGAAGGGGAAAGCAAAUGGAGAGGGUAGAUUCUAUUCAUAUAAUGGGAGCAUCUUCUUUGGCUUUUUCAGAAAUGGUUGGCGUCAUGGUGAAUGCAUAUGCAUAGAUGUUGAUGGCUCAAGGUGGACUGAGGUCUGGAAAGAAGGUGUGCUUGUUAGCAGGACUUUGCUGGAGAAGGGACCUAAAAGAUAGUUGAUCACCAUCCAUUCUCAUUUGUAUGGGGCUAAUCUCGGAGUAAUUUGUACAGUGCAUAUAGAUUCUCGGGUAAUUCCACGAUGAGAUAAUAUUUCAUGGUCAAUUCGAGGUGGAUGAAGCUUGGUCUCAAAUCCUCUCACACUACAGUACUACAAGGAAAUAAAGAGCUACAAGUGUUAAAGACGUUGCUGGCUGUGCUAAAGUUCCCUGGGGAGAGAUUCUAAAAGCAUUAGCUUUGCGAUGGGCCCUUCAUGAGUCUGAGGCAUGUUCUGCCAAAUUAGAGGAUAUGGAAAAAAAAAUGCAUAUUCUGGCACGAAUGACAUGGAAGAUUCUUUGGUCGUUUUGAACAUGCUUCUGGUUUUGUAUUAGUAUAGGAUCACUAGGCAUAUCGUUCAAUUUUUUUGACACUUGAUGCCAAUGAUGUGUUUGGUUUCUUCUGUAAUCAACGUCAGUUCCCUUGACUGAAUUUUUUUGAACUUUUAAACAUGGAUCUCUAUAACGGUCUAUGAAUGAGAGCAUAAAAGCUUAUGCGCGAAUCA